GAUUUAAUUAAGGGGAAGAGAGAGGAGAGCAUCAGAAGCCUAUCAAGCCAUGGCGAUUAAUGCAUUAAUUGUCAACAAACUACUCAAACUUUGCAUCUUCUUCCUUGCCAUUUCGCUCCUGGUUCACCGGGCGCAUGCCGUAGUACGCGAGGACUGUGUCGCCGAAAGCGGCUCAUGCAUCGACAAGUCGGAGGCCCAGCCGCUGAAGAUCAUCGCCAUCGUGACGAUCCUGGUGACGAGCAUGAUCGGGGUAAGCGCCCCGCUCUUCACCAAGGCCUUCCCAGCCCUGCAUCCCGACCGGGACCUCUUUGUCAUAGUAAAGGCCUUCGCUGCUGGGAUCAUUCUCGCCACCGGGUUCAUGCACGUCCUCCCUGACUCGUUUGACAUGCUCUCCUCCAGCUGCCUCUCUGAGAACCCGUGGCAUAAGUUCCCGUUUACGGGCUUCGUGGCCAUGCUAUCCGCCAUCUUGACCCUCAUGGUUGAUUCUCUUGCCACAAGCAUAUACAGCAAGAAAGGCCUAGCCGGAGUUAUCCCAGCGCAUCAGGGUGAGGGGGCAUCACCUGAGCCAGACAGGGAGAUGGGAGUCAUUGCUGCGGGUCACUUCCAUGGUCAUCACCAUGUCGCACCCAAGGGCGACCUUGUAACUUCCCAGCUUCUCCGAUAUCGGGUCGUCGCGAUGGUACUGGAGUUGGGAAUAGUGGUUCACUCCGUGGUGAUAGGGCUUUCCAUGGGAGCCUCAAACAAUGUCUGCACCAUCAAAGGUCUUGUGGCUGCUCUUUGUUUCCACCAAAUGUUCGAGGGAAUGGGCCUCGGCGGCUGCAUCCUCCAGGCAGAAUACAAGCUAAUGAAGAAGCUGGUCAUGGUGUUCUUCUUCUCCGUCACGACACCACUCGGGAUCGCCAUCGGUAUGGGGCUGUCAAACACUUACCGGGAGAACAGCCCAACCGCCCUCAUUACGGUUGGACUCCUCAAUGCAUCCUCGUCCGGUCUCUUGAUCUACAUGGCUCUGGUCGAUCUUCUUGCCGCGGAUUUUAUGGGUGUGAAACUCCAAACCAGCGUUAAGCUCCAGAUUAAAUCGUACGCGGCUGUGCUCUUGGGCGCCGGUGGAAUGUCAGUCAUGGCCAAAUGGGCGUAAAUAUCAUAUAGAGACCCGAUAAUUAGUACGACUGUUAAUUAAUUACUCUGUACCCUUUAUGUCGUCCCACACCCCAUGACCAUGGCCACCUCUGCAAUCUCCUUCAGUCGUUUCUUCUUGUUUCCCAGGUAUUCGGGUUUCUGGGCACAUCGUAAACACUUUUUUUUUCCUACUUGGUGAAGUGAUUAGUUUCUUGUACACUCCCGUUGGCUUAGGGAUGCAACUCCGGAUGUAAUACGACUCUUCUCUGUUUAGUUUUA
Molecule: messenger RNA, 1395 nt
Organism: Punica granatum (pomegranate)
Lineage: Eukaryota; Viridiplantae; Streptophyta; Magnoliopsida; Myrtales; Lythraceae
Source: RefSeq, a predicted model, not a curated record